Antechinus flavipes (yellow-footed antechinus) is the source of this 1367-nucleotide messenger RNA. RefSeq lists its product as uncharacterized. The coding region runs from base 184 to 1347 and encodes 387 amino acids. Lineage: Eukaryota; Metazoa; Chordata; Mammalia; Dasyuromorphia; Dasyuridae. The record is from RefSeq and is a predicted model, not a curated record. The transcript has 2 exons.
CGGCCGCUGCCAGUGGGGAGGACUUCCUUCCUUCUUCCUUCCCCAGGAUGGAGGCUGGCGGCCCCUUCCGGACCCCCCCCCCAAGGAUGUUGUCCCCCCCCAAGGCUGCUGGCCGCCCCCGGGGACCAGGCCCCACCACUCCUCGAUUGGACGAUCCUUCCUCUCUCUCCCUCCCAGAUUUCUAUGAGAAAAGGGCUUAAUGAACUUCAAAAUGGCAGAAAAGCUGAAGAGUUGGCCCCAGGGACUGGUCCCCCUGCCCCUCCCUGUCCGCUUCCUCUUGGUCCCCGAGGUCCGGACCAUCCAGAGCCCCUUCUCAGCGAGCCAGAACAAGGAGUCUUCCCAUGGGACCUCCCCGAGGGACGGGGGGAAUUUCGGGAUCCUUGGAACUUGGGAUCUUGUGAGAACUCCCUCUCUCAGUCCAAUCUCCUUGUGAUGUUAUGGGUUAUUAAGAAGAUUAUUUGCAAACUGGGGGUGAGCGGGGGCCUCCAGCCUGGCAGCGAGGGCCAAAGCGGGGAAGGAGGGUUCUGGGCUUCCAGGAUCCCCGACUUCCCUGGGAGAGACCCCAAGGCUGCGGCUCCGCUUCCUCUAAGGGCCUCCCUUGGGAUGGCAAAUGCUGCGUCUGGCCGCCACGCCAGAGGAAAUGGCCAAGAAAAGGGCCUGGACCGUCCUGCUCGAGCUCCCGUCCCAGACAGAGCAUCGCUCCCCCUUGGGCGCACCUGGAUCCAACCAGGGACUUGCGCUCUCUGUUCUGAAUGGUUAAAAAUAAACAGGCUUUAUUGGCUCCGGAGCGUCUCCCUCCCACCCCUCAGAUGGACCCUUCCUUGGGGGCGGAGGAAAAGCGCCCAAUACAGACCCUGGCUGGAGAUGGGGGACCCCUCUGUCCGCCCUGGGGGCUCCGCCUGCGCGGUGGGCGCCGCUUCUCCGGGACCCACCCCAGGCCUCCGGUCCCUCUGCUCCUGCGGCUCCAUGUUUCCCCUUCUUCUCUGCUUCUCUGACCCUGCUUGCUCCGUUCCGUGUCAGCUCAGAAAUUCUCCCCCCGUUUUUUCUGCAUCCGCCCUCCCUUCCACAAAUAACAUCCCCUUCCCCUCGUUUGCCGCGGUAUCUUCUGGCUCUUUGAACUCUCAGGUUCAUUUACUUGGGGUUGGACGAGGUCUGAGCAAUCAUCCAGGCCAACCCCCUCAUCUCAUGGAUGAGGAACCUGGAGAGACCAGAUGGUCACUGGGAAGCCUCAGGGCCGAGAGCCCGCCUCAGGCCGCUCCUUUUCCUUCUAGAAAUCCUGAAAGCGAGAUUUCUGUCUGGCCCGAGAAGAAUAAUUGGGAGACGCCGGCCUGGAUAGGAAAGAAAUAAAAAUAAGGAACAAAGCAGAA